AAGUGUCCAACUUUGUACUGCAUUCUAAUUCUGCCGUGAGUGGCGAGAAAAUGGAGGACAAUCCCACGACUUUUACUCUAUGCCUUUUGUGAGAGAACAUCGAAAGACGAUAUUUGGGCAACGGCACAUCAGAGAAAUAGUCUACAACUUGAGUUCGAACCAGUUUCCUUGGAUUAAGGUACCGCUUAAAUCACAUGGCAAAGAUGCAUACCAGACUGGGAUGGAACAAUCAUGCAGACAUAACCCCUCACAUGUCUUGGGAGGAGGGGGAGUGUAAGCCCUGAAAGGGCUGCUGGGAUGUGAGUAGGCCAGCAUCCAACAGACGGCAGAACCAAAGGGGCAGCAGAAGCAAAGACGAGAAAGAACAGGAAUUCUAAUCUUAGCUCGUAUCUUUCCUACUGCAGCCUGUUAUCUAUUUAGGUUAGACAGCUCAGCCCUGGUGUAUUUUUUUGUGUAGCGUGAUUGCUUUCGUCUGAACUUUGUGAGUGGGCAAUUGAAAGAUCCUGUCUGUCUUUUCCAAGUGUGAAGUGUUUUUGUGUGAGAGUACUUGGAUUUUUAAGUGCAAGCCCGACCAGCCCACAUUCGCUCAUGAGGCCUAAGACCUUCCCCGCCGCCCCGUAUGUGGGUAACACGCGCCAGCGCCUGCAGGACAUAAAGGAAGGACUGAAGCAACCAGCGAAGCUGGUUAGCCAGGCGCUACAUGGAGGAAGUUCCCGAGCGGAGGGGGGCAAAGGGGGUGAUUCUAAGGGCAAAGACCAGGCUGGUAGGCAACAACAGCUCAGACAACCCCAGAAGUUCAAUAAUUACCAGAAUGCCCUCCGAGAGAUCCGCAAGUCUCUGAGGCCUUUUGAAUGUGGUCCAGAUGUCAACAAGCAGAUGCUGCAGGAUCUUGUCAAUGCUGGUUGUGAUCAGGAAAUGGCAGUGCGUGCCCUGAAACAGACUGGCAGUCGUAACAUUGAGGCUGCGUUGGAAUACAUAAGUAAAAUGGGUUACCUGGACCCGCACAACGAACAGAUUGUACGCGUCAUCAAACAGACGUCCCCAGGACAGGGUGGCAUGUCAAAUUUGAUGGACCACCGAUCAGCAAUCGAGGCCACUGGGGAUGGUGCCAUGCCCACUUAUCACCAAAUGGGAGCUCCACUGUAUGAAGGAGCUAGUUAUGGGGUUGAGGGUGACAUGCCUCGUGGAUACAUGGGUGCACCAACAGUCAUUAACUACAUGCCACCUCCUGCCAAUCCAUCACAGGUUCCUGCCAUGGGAAACCCGAUGGGUCGUCCAGCCAGCAUGGGUGCCUAUUCUUCAAGCAUGUCUGGCCAGAACAACCCAGGGGUACCUAUGUACUCACCUGGUCCAGCUCAGGCAAAAGGGUACCCGGGUGGGAUAGACCAGGCUAUGAUGGGCUACAGUGUGCCUGGACCACCCAUGCAACUCCAGUCCCAACCCUCAGGUGGCCCUGGCCCUCAUUAUGACUACAGGCCUUCCAGCUACGGGGUCAAACGCAGCGCUUCCUUCCAGAAUAAGAUGCCGCCAUUAGCACCAGAAAACUAUGUUAAUAUGCCAAGUAAAGGAGGAAUGGGCCAAAAUGGUGGUGGCUAUCCUCCCAAUUUAUAUUUACCACCACAUUCCCAUCCACGCCAAGCAAGCCCCACCUCACAUCAAGUUCACAUGAUGCCACGGCCCACUGGACCAAUGGGUGAGUUCUCGGAUGUUCCCCAAAGCCUCCUUACCCCUUCUAGGGCCAGUCUUAACCUAGAACUUUAUGAGCAUCACUGGCCAGGAGCCCAAGUUUCUGAGGGUACUCCACCAGCCAGGCAGCCACAGGGGCCCUUCAGAGGGGAGGUACGUGUACCCAGUAGGACCAAUUCGUUCAACAACCACCAAAAGGUGACUGUGAGGCAGACAUUGCCACCUGCAGCUGCUGUUGCUGGCAAGCAGGAGGCACCCUUGGGUCCACCGAACACAAUCACUGCAGUGACCUCCCCACCAAUCCAGCCGCCCGUUAAGAGUAUACGGGUCAUGAGGCCUGAGCCAAAGACAGCAGUUGGUCCAUGUCACCCAGGCUGGCUGAGCACACAAGCCCAAGAAGCACCAGAGUCUCAUGCGUACAUACCAGAUGAGUCUUUUGCCUUGGAGCCCAACCAAGAGCACCGCUGCCCACCUCCACCUUACCCCAAAACUCUUCUCCUGCCUGGAUCUGGACCUGAGUCUGCAUCCAUGGAGUCCAGCGCCAUGGGUGGACUGCAAGAUGCCAGUGCAACGAGUAGGACUGUCCAGACUGCCUCGGCAGGAAAGCAGGAGGAAGCUGCCUCCAAAGACAAAGGCAAGACAACUAAGGGAGAAAAGGUUGUGAAAGAUAAGAAGCAGAUCCAGACCUCACCUGUGCCUGUGCGGAAAAACGCCCGUGAUGAAGAAAAGAGGGAGUCACGCAUUAAGAGUUACUCUCCCUUUGCUUUUAAGUUCUACAUGGAGCAGCAUGUGGAGAAUGUGAUGAAGACGUACCAGCAGAAGCUCAACCGUAGGAUGCAGCUGGAGCAGGAGAUGUCCAAGGCUGGCCUAUCAGAGGCAGAGCAGGAACAGAUGAGGAAGAUGCUUUACCAGAAGGAAUCUAAUUACAAUCGACUACGCCGUGCCAAGAUGGACAAGGCUAUGUUUGUCAAAAUCAAGACUCUUGGCAUUGGAGCUUUUGGUGAGGUUUGUCUUACGCGCAAAGUGGACACUGGGGCUCUAUAUGCCAUGAAGACUCUACGGAAAAAAGAUGUUCUGAACCGGAACCAAGUAGCCCAUGUGAAAGCAGAACGGGACAUCUUGGCAGAGGCUGACAAUGAGUGGGUGGUCAGAUUGUACUACUCAUUCCAGGAUAGAGAUAGUCUAUACUUCGUAAUGGAUUACAUUCCCGGAGGUGAUAUGAUGAGCCUGCUGAUCCGUAUGGGGGUUUUCCCAGAGCCCUUAGCCAGGUUCUACAUUGCAGAGUUGACCCUAGCCAUCGAGAGUGUGCAUAAGAUGGGUUUCAUCCACAGAGAUAUCAAGCCAGACAACAUUCUCAUUGACCUGGAUGGACACAUCAAACUGACCGAUUUCGGUUUGUGUACUGGAUUCCGCUGGACUCACAACUCUAAAUAUUACCAAAAAGGGAACCAUAUCCGGCAGGAUAGUAUGGAACCAAGUGACUUUUGGGAUGAUGUAUCUAACUGUCGUUGUGGUGACCGGCUCAUUACUUUGGAGCAACGGGCAACUCGUCAGCACCAGCGAUGUCUGGCACACUCUCUGGUGGGCACUCCAAACUACAUUGCCCCUGAGGUGCUUCUCCGCAAAGGAUACACACAGCUGUGUGACUGGUGGAGUGUGGGAGUAAUCCUGUUUGAGAUGCUGGUUGGCCAACCACCAUUUCUUGCUCCAACCCCAACAGAGACACAGCUUAAGGUGAUAAACUGGGAGAACACACUGCAGGUGCCUCCGCAAGUGAAACUGAGCCCCGAAGCAGUUGACAUCAUUGGUCGGCUGUGUUGUUCGUCUGAAGAGCGUUUGGGGGGCAACGGGGCUGGAGAGAUAAAAUCUCACCCAUUCUUUUCCGAAAUCGAUUUCUCCAGCAAUCUCCGCACACAGCCCGCACCCUACCGACCUAAGAUCGCCCACCCCAUGGAUACAUCUAACUUUGAUCCUGUGGAAGAGGAGGGAGGACCAGGGGCCUGGAGCGACAGCGGGGACAGCACCCGCACCUGGGAAACCCUUUGUUCCCCUCACGGCAAGCACCCUGAACAUGCUUUCUACGAGUUCACCUUCCGCAGGUUUUUUGACGAUAACGGUUGCCCAUUCCGUUAUCCCAAGCCCGCAGAGACAAUUCAAAACCUGCACGAUACUUGCGAGACCAGUAGUGUUAAGCCUGAGGUGGAGGAAGAGGAGAUUCACGAAGAGGAAGAAGAACAAGGAGAAGGUUGUGAGCCAGUUUAUGUUUGAGACUGUCAAAAAAGGUGUUUAUGCUGCUCAACCUUUACCCAACGAAGGCUUCAACAGUUAACACGCUGCAUCUCCUGCCCUCCUUUAAACCCAGCUUUCUCUGCAAGGUGUAUUUUUGUACAUUAAAUAGAUGGAAGAACAUGGAGAAACAAUCUACAGACAUAAUAGGCAAAGUUCCAUGUAAAGAAAAUUGAAUUCCUCCUAUCCUUUGCAUGUUCAAAAAUACGGAAGCUCUGACCUGGGACCAACGAAGUACACAAGCUGUGCAGCUUAAAUCCAGGGGAUGUUGGUGUGAUGGAUACAUUUAGCUACAGAGAGAUGUAGUUGCUGCUCUGUGGUUUGUCAGUCAAACCGCUCGAUCUUAUGGUUAGUGUUAGCUGUCUUCCAUUCCUUUGUUCUACUGGGUGAAAAUAACCCAGUGUUUAUGAAAACAUGUCCUUCUCCUCUCUCAGCCUGGUGAUGCUAACACAGCCAUUCCAAACACCAGUGAGGCCAUGGUGAGGGAUAGUAGAGCCAGGCGUGAGGUUGUGGAUUUGAACUUUGGUUAUGAUUAGGAGACAAUAUAAAAAAACAGAAAGAUACCUUCCCCACAUACAAUAUAAAUGCAACAUGCAAACACAUUGUUUGUAAUGACUGUGGAGGGUUGCAUUUUUUUAUUAAUCCUAAAACCAAACGGAACAAAGUGAAAGGCAGGGUUUUUUGUUAUUGAGUAUUCAAUAGAAUUCAAUAGCUAGAUUUUUCAGCCAUACUGUCUACAAAAAGCGUUUGAGAUGAUUAUGUGGCGCCACCACAUGGUUGAUAUUCUACAAUCAUGUCUUUGGAGACCCUGCAUUAUAUUAUUACGUUUUUCUUUAUUAUAAAACGUGCAAAGUCUAAAAGCUCACACUAUAUUUUGCAGGUAGAUACACUAAUGACAGCAUGUUGUAAAUAUAUCUAUACUUCAGUUUAUGUUAAAUGGGUCAAUAUAUCAGGUCAAAUGGUGCUCUCCUGAGUGACAGUAUUGAGACGAAAUGUUCUGUAUGUAUAGCCAGCACUUCAUGAACAUGGGACCCUAAAACUCCCAUCACUGUUUUAGUAGUUACAACCUUUAGGUGUUUCGGCAAGCUUAUGCUUGAACGCAAAAUGCUGCAGCCAUAAAUAUUUGUGUGGUAAAGUUCAAAGGCGAGCGUGUUAAUGCCACAAAAAUAUGACGCAAUAUAUAACAUUUAAGACUAAAAGUGACACAAGUCCUGCUUGCUUUCUGUUUGCAAAGUUACAAACGUUAAUAUAGCUACUCCACAAAAUGUUUCAGUAUUCAAAAAUGUACUUAGCAUAAGUUUGUUAGUUGAAUUGCCAAAGUAUUGCUUUAGUAAUUGAAUCUUUGAUGUUUGCCUGGCUUGAUUCAAUUUGUUUAAAGGCUUGCCUUCCUAAACCUGUUCGCAGUUAUAGCUUUGAAGUCUUUUGCUUUCAUGUAUAUCUAAUACACACCGUGCAUUAUUUUUUAAGGUAUGCUCUCUCAGACAGCUGCGAUCCAGAGCAAUGUAACUGAGAAACCAUAGAAAAGCUGGAGGAUGCUCCAGUCACAUUACCUUGUGGAGUUGAAAAACCAUUACCGCUUAUCAAUUUCCAAUUUCUCAAUCGUAAUUGCGUUCGUAUCAUAACGGCGAUCUUAAAUGUCAGGGGGUUGUUUUUUGUGUUCAACCUUAUCCAGAUCCACUGGAAGUGAUUUUGUCUAUCACCAUCAGAUAAUUAUUUCAGAUAACUAACUGAAAACUUGCAAAGACAUCGAGCCUGCUGCGCCAUCUCAAUGUGAGACACGCAGCACAGUAUUAUAACAGAAUGGUCUACGACUGAGACAUUAAGAAUACAUUGAGGCAGAAACCCUUAAGCAAACAGUGAAAAAAGUGGUGAAAGAAAGGCAAAUGCAUCCGAUGGUAUGACUAUGUGCAAUAUAGAAAAUACAUUUUAUAGUUUUCUAAUCACAACAAAUAGCCUUUAUAACUUUAAAAACUGUAUUAUGUUAUGUAAAAGUAUAUAUUAUAUUGAUUUAUAUAGUUUCGUGACCCAAUGCUGCUUAUUGUUAUUAAUAUUACAAUUUAAAGUACAAUAUCAUCAACGUAAUUUCAUUUUUACUUUCUCUUUGUAUAAAGUGUGGAAUUGAUUGUCAGUGUGAUUGAUAUGGUGUGAGACGAACUGCGUGCCUUCUUAUAAAUGUGUGGGUGUGUGCACCACAUGCUGAUCAGUAUUUUUGAGAUGGAAAGACAUCCUCAUCUUGCUCUCAGGCCGGUCCUGACAGUAAGAGAAGUGUUUUGGGAUGUUAGUUUGAGAAAGAUAAAGAAUCAAGAAUGAAUGCUUGUCAUUUGGGACAGAUAGAGAUGUUGAUGGAUUUCAUGACAGGACGGAUGUUAGUACGGAUAUUAAAACAUCGUAUGCAUGUUUUUACUAAGGCUGUGGCAUUUCUUAUGGACUUCUAAGAUAUGUCCAAUUUAUUUAGAUGCCUGCGUUUGAUCUAAUCGCUUGUUGUGAUAGUGGGUCACUGCACGAAAUGUUCUCUGUAAAUUAUCUCUCGAGCUGACUGACAAUCAUGUGGUUGUGUGCUUGCAUUAGACCAAACUGAGAUGUCAAUUCAGAUGUCGAGUAAAAUGCCCCUUAUAGCUUAUAACCUUAUAACUGCCACUGAAAGUUAAAUGGUAAUCUUUUUAUCAUUUUUCUCUGUUGUGCCAAUGAGAUCAAUCUUAAAGGGAUAGUUCAUCCAAAAACAAAGUAUCAUUAUUUAUUUACCCCUUUUUUAUUCAAAAUCUUUGGAACACACAACAAAGAUCAUGUCUUGAUGUUUUGUGUCCUUAUAAUGAAAGUUGUUUGGUUACCAACAUUCUUCAAAAUAUCUUCUUUUGUGUUCUUCAAUAGAAAGCAAGUCUAGAUACAGGUUUGGAAUGACUUGAGUCUAUUUUCGAGUGAAUCCUUUAAAUGAAAUAAGACAUUUUACUGUGCCAUCGUGUAUACAAACUCAAAUCCGUAUUAUGCAUUUUGCUAUUUGACUCUGACAGCAAAUGUGUCGGAUGUUUUACUAACCCAUAUUUAUCAGAACGGACCACUCGGUGAAAGAAAAAUUAUUUAAAAAUCCCUCACAGAGUCAGGUUUAGGGUUUGAAUGUAAUGUGUUUGUGUUAUGGGAAGGAUGGUUGCUCUGUGUUUUACUUUUGAAAGUGUUGACUGACAAUCUUUGACUGUAUUUUGAACUGUGUGUUGAUGGGACUUUUCCUAUAAUGUAUGUUUUUGUAUUUUAAUGAAUGGGUUGGGACUUUCUAACGUUUGUAAUCGUUAAAUGUAUUAUACAAUACUGUUACUAUUGAACAUAUAUUUAUACAGAUAUACAUAUUUUUUGUAUCCUUUUAUUAUUUUUCUCUUUCCAAGCUAACUUUUUGACCCCCAUGUCUACAGUAUUACAGACAGUAUGCCUUUGGAUUUAUAUCUUAUUUUUUACAUGUAUGUAUGAGUUGAGAAUGUUUAAGAAAUGCUUUCACUGUCCUCACGUGUAAAUGUAUAGGCCUAUGUCUAAAUUAAAUGAAACAAAACA
Triplophysa dalaica is the source of this 7509-nucleotide messenger RNA. It is a transcript of the gene lats2, whose product is annotated as large tumor suppressor kinase 2. Lineage: Eukaryota; Metazoa; Chordata; Actinopteri; Cypriniformes; Nemacheilidae. The record is from RefSeq and is a predicted model, not a curated record. The transcript has 8 exons. Gene Ontology annotation, molecular function: protein serine/threonine kinase activity; ATP binding; protein binding. The coding region runs from base 589 to 3954 and encodes 1121 amino acids. Gene Ontology annotation, cellular component: spindle pole; nucleus. Gene Ontology annotation, biological process: regulation of organ growth; G1/S transition of mitotic cell cycle; peptidyl-serine phosphorylation.